GAUGAGCAUUAUUUAUCAUAUCCUUUUACUAAAAAGAAAGCCAUCACAGUAUUUGAAUGCGAUUACGAGCGUUUAAACGAAGAUAAUUACUUGAAUGAUACCCUGAUUGAUAUCUUCCCAAAGAUUUGGCAUGAUGAUUACCCUCAGAACUCUGACGAUAUACAUACUUUUAGCUCCUUUUUUUUUACAAAAUUACAUACGCGAUACGGUCAGAUUGAUUAUGAUAAGGUUCGCCGAUGGACUUCUGAAUUGGAUAUUUUCAAAAAGCGUCUAUUAGUAGUCCCCAUCAACCAA
Mycotypha africana is the source of this 294-nucleotide messenger RNA. RefSeq lists its product as uncharacterized. Gene Ontology annotation, cellular component: nucleus; cytoplasm. The transcript has a single exon. Gene Ontology annotation, biological process: protein desumoylation. The record is from RefSeq and is a predicted model, not a curated record. Gene Ontology annotation, molecular function: SUMO-specific endopeptidase activity. The annotation marks the transcript as partial. Lineage: Eukaryota; Fungi; Mucoromycota; Mucoromycetes; Mucorales; Mycotyphaceae.